UGUACAGUGGUCCACUGUCUCCUAUAGGCACUCAACCGACGCGUUUGAUGGUGUCUGUGGUUUGAAUGCCGAGGGUACUAGUGACUUUGUAGACAUUAAGAGUGCUCUAAGGAUCCCAGCAUGCCUGGCGGUGGGAGUAAUGUUGCUGCCAGAGCACCUGGACCUGAAGGGGACCUUCACGUUCCCCUCAUCCUGGAGGAGCGUGGGAAAGAGGAGGAGCCCCUGAAGGUGGUGCUGGGCCGCAAGCUGAAGAAGCGUUGCUCCUGGAGCCCGGCUCGGGCUGCGGCGCUGCUCCUCGACUCCGUCCCCAUCCUGAAGUGGCUGCCCCAGUACCGGAUCAAGGACUGGCUCUUGGGGGACGUGAUGUCGGGCGUGAUCGUGGGCAUUCUGCUAGCGCCCCAGUCCAUUGCUUACUCUCUACUGGCGGCCCAGGACCCCAUCUACGGCCUCUACACGUCUUUCUUCUCCUGCAUCAUCUACACAUUCAUGGGCACGUCCCGGCACAUCUCGGUGGGCAUCUUUGGGGUGCUGUGUCUGCUGGUGGGCCAGGUGGUGGAACGGGAGCUGGCCGUGGCCGGAUACGUCACGGACGUGCAAGGCAAUCGGACCGGACUGGGCAGCCUGGAAAAUGGGACCUUCCCCGACUGUGACCGCAGCUGCUAUGCCAUUAUCGUGGGAUCCACUGUUACCUUCACAGCAGGAGUCUACCAGGUGCUAAUGGGUCUCCUCCAGGUUGGCUUUGUCUCGGUCUUCCUCUCUGACUCUCUGCUGAGUGGUUUUGCAACUGGCGCCUCUCUUACCAUCCUUACCUCCCAGCUAAAGUACCUUCUGGGCCUGAAACUGCCUCGCACCCAGGGCUGGGGCUCGCUGAUCAAAACCUGGAUCGGCCUGCUCGGCAGCCUGGACCAAACCAACAUGUGUGACCUCAUCACCAGCGUGCUGUGCCUGCUUGUGCUCGUACCCACCAAAGAGCUGAACGAGCGCUUCAAAUCCAAGCUCAAAGCACCCAUACCCUUCGAACUCUUCGUGGUCAUCGCCACUACCCUGGCCUCGCACUUCGGCCACUUCAAGGAGCAGUACGGCUCCGAGGUGUCUGGCCACAUCCCCACGGGCUUCAUGCCCCCCCAGCUCCCCGCUUGGUCGCUCAUCCCCAGGAUUGCGCUCGACGCCUUCUCCAUAGCCAUCGUCGGCUUCGCCAUCACCGUGUCGCUAUCCGAGAUGUUUGCCAAGAAGCACGGCUACGUGGUCGACCCCAACCAGGAGAUGUACGCCAUCGGCUUCUGCAACAUCAUCCCGUCUUUUUUCCGCUGCUUCGUCACCAGCGCCGCCCUCACCAAGACCCUGGUGAAGGAGUCGACUGGCUGCCAGACGCAGCUCUCCAGCCUGGUGACGGCACUCGUGCUGCUGCUCAUUCUCCUCGUCAUCGCGCCGUUCUUCUACUCUCUCCAGAAAUGUGUCCUGGCCGUCAUCAUCAUGGUGAACCUGCGCGGGGCGCUGCGCAAGUUCUGCGACGUUCCCCGAAUGUGGCGCGCCAACCGCGUGGACGCUGGCGUCUGGCUGCUGACCAUGGCUACGUCGGCACUGGUGAACACGGAGCUGGGCCUGCUUCUGGGCGUGCUGGCCAGCGCCUUCUGUGUGUUGGCACGCACGCAGCGAGCCCAGACCCUCCAGCUGGGCCAGAGCGGGGAUCGCGACGUCUUUAAGGAGCUGACGGCGUACAAGGGCCUCCAGACGCUGCCCGGUGUGGCCGCGUUCCGCUACGAGGCCCCCAUCUACUACGCCAACCAGACCCUGUUUAAGAAAUCCCUGUACCGUAACACGGGCCUGGACCCGGUGAAGGAGAGAGCCCGUCGCAAGAGGCUGGAGAGGGGCAAGAAGCAGGAAGAGGAGAGGAAAGGGGCGGAGCAAAGCCCCGAGGCGUCCAGCGGCAACUUCCUGCCCCACGCUCUCCCCUUCCACACGCUGAUCAUAGACUGCGGCCCCGUGCUGUUUUUGGACACGGCGGGGGUUGCCGCUCUGAAAGAGGUGCGCAAGGACUUUCAGGAGUUCGGUGUGCAGUUGCUGCUGGCUCAGUGCAACACCUCGACCAUCGAUUCCCUGCGCAGAGGUGGCUACUACGACCCAGAGACAGGAAACGUAGAGAGAAUUUUUCACACUGUCGGUGAUGCUGUCCGUUACGGCCAAAGCUUGCUGUCACAGAAUGGUGACUGUGACACUUCUUUCUAAAAUAUUGUUUCAGCUCCACUUUUACUACAAUUGAGCAGUCAAGCAUUUGUCUCUUGCCAUGAUGUCAGGUUUUUCUAUAUUAGAGUCUGGUAUUUUGCUCAAUUCAGUCUUGUUGUGACCAGUGGAGAGUUGUAGUCUGCAAUUGUAGUGCCUUUUUCAGCUCCGUAAAAAUGGGAGUUCGCCAAAGAUACAAAGAUCAGAAGAAUGAUUGCUGUCAAAAUCAAUUAUUUUUAUGUCUUGUGCAGCACUUUAAAUUGUGUAGGGGUUUUAAAAUAAUGCUCCUUUAAAUCGAUGUGCGUCUCAGGGCGUGUCCUUGUUUUUUGCUGGACAAGCAAACCAAGAAAAGACGUUUACUGAUCUUCAGGGGAAGAAGAUUUUUUUCUAUAUAUUGAAAAGAUAUCCACCCAGUUUAAGGCCUAUUAUGCAAUAUUGGCCAUAUUUUAAUAACUUAAUAACACAGUUUUAUGAGUUACUUAUAAAUGACAAACAUCCCUCUGCUGCAGCCAGCCUGGGAAACGGCUAAACAACUGUGAAUCUCCUUUAGUGGCAGUUGUACAACACUGUAUACAAGUUCAGUGUCGCACCAUAUGUUUACUGCAGAGGCAGACGCAGCAGGGGAGAGGGAGGGGCUUAAGUCCGUUAAAGAUGUCCACGGACAAACAAACACACAAUCAAUCAAACAAACAGUUGUUGGAAAUGGCAUGCAAGCACUUGUUUUUAUUUGUGAAAGAUGUUUAAAUUGAUGUGCGUUGGUUAUUCAUUAGGUCUUUAUACAUGGCUAGGAUGAAGAUUAGGUAACGUUUUUGUUUUUUUUUCCAAGUGGAAAUCUAGCCAAUUCCAAAGAGUUCACGAACUUGUCCUAAGUGCUGUACAUUUUUUCAAGGUCCACACUGUUAUGAGGGCAUGCAAUUUAAAGCCAUAUUGCAAACACUAUGUGGUUUGCGUGAAAAGCUCUUUCACCUCGAUGCCUUGUUUACGGUCCUAUUUCUAGAGGUUAUACCCUUUUGUCAAAUAGUUGUUGAAUAUAUUUUUUCUUCCUUUAUUGCAUACUGCUAUUUUUUUUUUUUUUUUUUUUUUUUUACAUAGCAUUACGAGCUAUCAUAGGGAAAAUGUAUAGGCUUUAAAUGUUUCAUUCCAUAUUUAUUUAUUUGAUAUCAGUCUUAUUUAUUAGUGGAGUUAAUGAUUUGUCAAAUAUUUAAUUUUUAUCCUUUAUUUUAGUAAGAGUUUUGUCUGACAUUUAAUUUUCAAAAUAUUUUAGCACUGUAGUUGGUGGUAAAUUGUUAGAGGGUUUUUUUUUUUGUUUUUUUUCCUCCCACUUUAUCUGUAACAUGCAGAUAUUCAAACAAUUCAAAAAGUAUAUAUGUGUACAUUUCUGCUUUUCUAAUCACAUUUUGGAUUGUUAAAAUCUACAUUUUCAGAAAAUAAACAAACACACUGGCUGCAAA
Messenger RNA from Electrophorus electricus (electric eel), 3671 nucleotides. It is a transcript of the gene slc26a2, whose product is annotated as solute carrier family 26 member 2. The record is from RefSeq and is a predicted model, not a curated record. Gene Ontology annotation, cellular component: membrane. Gene Ontology annotation, molecular function: secondary active sulfate transmembrane transporter activity. Gene Ontology annotation, biological process: sulfate transmembrane transport. NCBI's taxonomy places the organism in Eukaryota, Metazoa, Chordata, Actinopteri, Gymnotiformes, Gymnotidae.